CCGUGUGACCUGAUUGGGAGAGUCUGUUCAUUUUCAUUACUUGCUUUGAAUCAAACUCCAAAAAAUGGUGCUGGUGCUUUCGAGCAAGGUUAAUGGGGUUGGUCGUCUCUUUUUAUCAGGUUGGUUACCAAAUACACACAGAGCUGUCACAGUUGGUCUGAGAACAUUUGAUAUUCCCCCUGAUAACAGUGGGGUUAGCUUGAAGGACCGACCCAAACUGCGCUUUGUUAACAAGGUCCCUGAUCUUGUUAAGGUAAAGAAAGAGCCAAAAAACUUAAAGGAUAUUCGUGGCCCAGCAAAAGAGGGUCGGGAAUUUGAGGAAGGAGAGUAUGGCAUUGUAGCUUUAGGUGGUGGUUAUUUACAUUGGGGACACUAUGAGAUGAUGCGUCUGACACUGAAUCGAACACUUUCACCUCGUACAACCUUUAGUCGUUGGUUGGUGGCCCCACCUCACAAGCCUGUAACCCGAAAAGGUCUUGGCCAACGUAUGGGUGGUGGAAAAGGUGCAGUGGAUCAUUAUGUCACUCCAGUCAAGGCUGAUCAACUAAUCCUUGAGGUGGGAGGUCGCUGUGAGUUUCAGGAGGUUCAGCCAAUACUAUCCCAAGUGGCAAAAAAAUUACCAUUUCCAGCACAGGCUGUAAGCAAAGACAGUCUAAAAAAAGUACGCCAAGAAGCAGAGGAGAAAGAAUUAAAUAACCAAAAUCCAUGGACUUUUACUCGUCUAGCAACACGAAACAUGAUGGGCUGUAGAAAAUGGAUAAGUGCAUUUGACGUUCAAAAUAAGGGCAGGUACUGGGGCAAACGCUGCUUACCUAAGCGUGUAUAAAUAAUUGUGUAAUGCAUUCAUAAAUAUAUAAAGCUUACUUUACAAUUCUUGAUUCAUUUAUGAAGAAUUCAUAUUUUGUACUGUGUAAUGGUGUUCUUGAAUAAAAUUUAGUUUUCAGUC
Xenopus tropicalis (tropical clawed frog) is the source of this 946-nucleotide messenger RNA. RefSeq names its product mitochondrial ribosomal protein L16 (gene mrpl16). The record is from RefSeq and is marked provisional. Gene Ontology annotation, cellular component: ribosome; mitochondrion; mitochondrial inner membrane. NCBI's taxonomy places the organism in Eukaryota, Metazoa, Chordata, Amphibia, Anura, Pipidae. Gene Ontology annotation, molecular function: rRNA binding; structural constituent of ribosome. Gene Ontology annotation, biological process: translation.